AUGCCGCCAAGACAGAGGCUGCCGGUCAUCAGUCCUUCGGCAGAACCAGCGCCAAAGUACGGACGGCAUCAGCACGGCGCACGAAGAACAUCGUUCUGGAAGUCCGAGUCUGAUCAAUACUGGGAAAAAUGUCGACACAACACGCGAUCUAGGCAGAGAAAGGCCGUGGGGCUGACAGCUGUUGUUGUGGUGGUGAGCCUGUUGCUGCUGGCGGCUGGACUGAGAGGGCGAAGAACAGAGCCGGUCGUGGAGGAGGAGGGGGCAACAAGUUCUCUAGAUCGUACCGGGGAGUUGAUAACAAGUUCUUUAGAAGAAGCGGCGCCAGCCGAUGAUAGUGGGAAUACGAACGGCUUGCGGCUUAAGACACUGGCGUGCGUCGGAAGCGGGAAAAAACAUGAGCUGGAGAGCAAAACGUGUGCAAAGGUGUGCGCGAAAGCUCGUACCACAGCACCAAGACCCCUCGCCCAUCGAUCGUGUUUGGCUGGUUGCCGGGCGGGAGUCACAACGGCAUGGGAUACGGCAUGUGUUGGAGGUCGCCACCGCGAUUGCGUCAGAGAAUCGACGGAGCGGUGCGACUUCCACUGCGCGAGCUAUCGAAACCAGUUCCCCAAGCCAACCAUUUUCAACCAGUGCCUGCGCUCCUGCCUUGACGUUGUGGACACCACGUGUCUGAAGUCGAAGGAGGUGUUUGCUUCGGCAGAGACGUUUGACCAGUGA
Messenger RNA from Ectocarpus siliculosus, 717 nucleotides. Lineage: Eukaryota; Phaeophyceae; Ectocarpales; Ectocarpaceae. The record is from the annotation of a GenBank genome assembly.